UAUGCAGAGCUUUUGUUAACGGAAGGAGCACUUCAUGCUAGUUUUUGAAGAAAUUUAAGGGAGCUCACUGUAAUUUUUCCAAAAUAGCCGAGGUUUCAGUUUCACAAGGGUUUCCUUUUGAAGAGUUGUCGUCGGGACUCAGUAGCGGCUAGUCGCAAUCCGAUCCGCCAGAGAGAGAGGUUUUCGGAGGGAAGGAGAGAUGUGGUUGGGUGGUGGUGGUAGUGGAGGAGUCAAAACUUGUUUCGUGAGGUACUUCUCUAGGAAAUGUGCACCGAAUCUGAGGAAGAUCAACCCCAAAGUACCCCCUCAAGAGGCCUCCUCCUUGGCCGAAUCUCUCUACCACGUUAUCAAGCAACACGGCCCUCUCACUGUCUCCAAUACUUGGAACCACGCCAAGGAAGCUGGUAUUGAUGGAUUGGCCAGCAAAACACACAUGAAGAUUAUGCUCAAAUGGAUGAGGGGGAGAAACAUGCUGAAGCUAUUUUGCCACCUUGUUGGUUCCAGCAAGAAAUUCCUGCACUGUACUCUUCCUGAAGAACCUCAAACUGCUGAAUCAAUUCACUCCAUGGAACUGAAACUACAAUCUGAGAAGUCUUUCACAAAAAGGAAGAGGCAAACUCUUUAAUGCAUGUCUCCUUUGGGCAUAAACAGGUCUUGGAAUAUUUACAGAGUAAGCAGCAUUUCGUUGAUUGUGAUUGGUAAUCCGUUUUCAGUCGGUGACUGCUUUUGGCUGGAUUCGCAAUUUGAGGUCUUUUUUGUUGUAAUGGACUCGGAACUAGUUUGGAAUGUAUUUAGCUUCGGUAUACUGUCUGCUGCCCUCUCCUUCUCAAUAAGAGCUUUUAGGUGCCUCAUUAGUCAUUACCGUGAUACAUAUUUUUAAUCUGGAUUUCAUAAAAUGGAUGACUGUCUUCAUUGAAA
Messenger RNA from Rhododendron vialii, 918 nucleotides. RefSeq lists its product as uncharacterized. The record is from RefSeq and is a predicted model, not a curated record. The transcript has 2 exons. Bases 200 to 625 code for a protein of 141 amino acids. Lineage: Eukaryota; Viridiplantae; Streptophyta; Magnoliopsida; Ericales; Ericaceae.